AUGACGACGACAUUUGGACAUACUGCUCGACAUAAGUUCUGGGACUUUGACUCGCAGAAUACGCCUCUGAACCACGGAUCGUUCGGAGCAACUCCCAAAGAUGUGGAGGAGAAACGGUUCGAGCUGAUCCGAAAGAUCGAGAAGAACACAGAUAAGUUUAUGCGAGUGGAUCUCUACAAGAUGGAGGACGAAACUCGAGAGUUGGUGUCUAAAUGGAUCAAUUCUGAGAAGCUCAACACGGUAUUUGUUCCCAACGCCUCUGUGGGCUUCAAUACCGUCAUUCGAAGUCUUCCCUUGAAGGAAGGAGAUGUGAUUGUUCACUGUAGCACUCUCUAUGGUGCAUGCGACAAGACUCUUCAGUUCAUGGAGAACCGAUACGGAGUCAAGUCGGCCAAAGUCGACAUCACUUACCCCGAAGAUAGUGACAAGGAUAUCGUGGAGAAGUUCCGAAAGGUGAUCAAGGAGAACCCCAAGACCAAGAUGGUCAUUUUUGACACUGUUUCUUCCAUGCCUGGCUGUCUUCUUCCUUUCAAUGAGCUUACUCAGCUUUGUAAGGAUCUGGAUGUCUUGUCUUUUAUUGAUGGAGCCCAUGGUAUCGGUCUUGUGGAGCUCAAUCUGAAGGAGAACGAGCCUGAUUUCUUCGUUUCCAACCUUCACAAGUGGGGAUACGUUCCACGAGGUGCUGCUGUGCUUGUAGUUGCAAAGAAGCAUCACAACAAGAUCCACACUUUGCCCGUUAGUCACACUUAUCUUGAUGAUGAGUUCGAGGCAGCUUCUGAACUGGACAAGAGCCGCCGUCUGGUCGACAGAUUCACUUUUGUUGGUACCACUGACUUCUCCACUCACCUCUCUACUCCUGCUGCUGUCAAGUUUAGAGAACAGAUUGGCGGCGAAGAGGCGAUCCGAAAUUACUGCUUCGAGCUGGCUAAGAAGGUGGGAACUUUUGCUGCCGACUUCUUCGGAACUGAAGUCCUAGAAAACGCCGCUGGAACACUCACAACCGCCAUGGUCAACAUCAGACUGCCCGUGAGCGAAAAGUGGCUCAAUGAGGCAUCUGCUGAAGAUAAGGAGCAUCUGCUCCAAGUGAUCAACACCUACCCUCUAGAGAACUUUGACACUUUUGUGCCUCCGGUUUUCCACAACGGCAAGCUGUACAUUCGACUUUCUUGUCAGGUCUAUAACGAGUUGUCGGACUAUAAGGUCGGUGUUCAGUCUGUCAAAGAGGCCCUUAAGCAAGUCCCUGGCGUUCUCGCUGAGUGA
Yarrowia lipolytica CLIB122 is the source of this 1260-nucleotide messenger RNA. RefSeq lists its product as uncharacterized. NCBI's taxonomy places the organism in Eukaryota, Fungi, Ascomycota, Dipodascomycetes, Dipodascales. The record is from RefSeq and is a predicted model, not a curated record.